AUGUGUUAUAUUCAAUAUAAUCUUUUAUCAAUCCUUGAAGACAUCUCAAAUUCCCUUAUUCCAAAUAAUGAAGCUGCUCAGAGUUUUGACAUAAACCUAUUGCUUAAUUGUACACGGUCUACAAAUGAUCCAACUACACGUAAUCAUGUCUUCUCAUUGUUGUCAGCAGUUUCAAAAGUUUUACCAGAAAGAAUAUUGGAUCACAUUCUUGAUAUUCUUAGUGUCAUUUGCGAAUCAGCUGUAACACAGGCUCUAGGGCUUGUAUGUGACAUGGGAAAAGAGUUGACCAUGUUGACUCAAAAGCAUAACAAGAGAGUAAUGAAUCCAUGUGUCAGAUGCUCAUGGCUUCGUUUUGAUGAAGUUGCAUCGCGGCACUUUGAAAAAAUGUUACAUGAGAUCUUGAAGAUAGUUGAUGAUAAUAUCAACACUUCAAAACAUGCUUCCUUGAGACUUUCUUCCAUUUCUACCCUUGAAAGUUUAGUGACAAUUUUUCCUUCUAGUGAUUCCGUUUUUAACACAUGUCUAGCAAUUGUCAUCAAACACAUACAUUCAGAAGACUUGGCUAUAUCUUCCGGAUGCUUCCGGACUGUUGGCGCUUUAAUUAAUGUUCUUGGACCCAGGGCACUCCGUGAAUUUCCUAGUAUCAUGAACCAUGUCUUUUAG
Messenger RNA from Lactuca virosa, 663 nucleotides. The record is from the annotation of a GenBank genome assembly. NCBI's taxonomy places the organism in Eukaryota, Viridiplantae, Streptophyta, Magnoliopsida, Asterales, Asteraceae.